AUGUCCUACGACACUUCAACAACGGCUUGGCCAGCAACAACUGCGACUAAUGAUCACGUGUCCAUAACGACAAAAUCAACGAAGUCAACGGCAACAUUAGGUCCACAGAGCCGCGAGAAUGAACACCGAAAAUUCUCUGGUAAAACCAUUGUAACAUUGCUGAUAUGCGGAUACUUGACUGGAAUGGGCCUGUUUGUGGCUUGGCACAUGUACGAAACUGGCAACGUCCAGCUUCUAAGAGGCAAAUGGCUCAAGUAUAAUGCGGCUGUAUUAGUGUUCCUUCUGCUCGCCUACAGUCGACAUGUGCGUUGCAUUGCCACAUUGUGCAUUCCCAUUUUGUGCAGCUCUAAGGGGCGGUCCUUGUUGAUCGCCUUUGCUUUUGUGAUGGUCGCUGUGGGACCAACUGUGAAUAUUUUUCGGAACGUCGACGUGCUCGUGCGUAGCCUCUCCUGUGGCCAAAUGCAACUAAAGGAAGCGCUAGAAGAAAUGCUGGAGGUUAUGAGACAGCCGCUGGUGGCCAUUAAGAAAUCUGUUAGAACUGCCAUGAAUAAUAUAAAGCAAGUCGUCAAAAAAGUCGAAUUAUUGCUGUUUCGCAUAAAAGAGCUGGUGCUGGUGAUCUUGAGCGCGAUCAAGAACAUGUUUGAAUGGCUGAAAAGCAUCGUGAGCUUUUGCAAUAAGGAAUUGGGCACACCCUUCGAUCGGUGCAUGAGGACCGCAGACGAUGCGAUGAAGGAUUGCAGUGAAAAACUAGGCUCAUUCAAGGGACUCUGUCAGGCAACGCACAUCUUCUCAAUGCUUUGCUAUACAGUCAAAAUAGUCGAUGUUCUCUGUGUGAUGGUAGUCUUCUUUGACGAUGCUGUGCUGGGUACUAUUAUGGACAAAUUGCGCGAAUUCACGGAGGAGAUAAAGAAUAUGUUCGAGGUGUCAGUCACUUUCGAUCAUGACUUCAGCUUUACAACGGUGGCCUCAAGAAAUCUCAGCGAUGUGGGCCGCGAUAUUAUGAGUGAGAUACAUGGGCGUAUGGCAGGCUUCUUCCUCAUUUUCGGUUGGCUGGAUGUGAUUAGCGGACUCCUUUGCAUUUUAGUGAUAAUCAAAGCAAUUUACUUCAAAAUGAAAUACUUGCGUCAGCCGGGCUACAACAAUCACUAUCUCACCAAAGACAUUCUGCAGAUCGAUGAGCAGCGCAAGGGCGCGGGUUUGGAACGAUUAUUGCCGCUGAAGAAAAUCGAAAAGCGCAAAUACAUUUGGAUAUCCAACUGCCGUUUGACACGCCGAGAGAUCUAUAGGCUGAUGCGCUCGAUGUUAUUUCUUUUUAUUUCCGUCAUACAGAUUUUCUGCAUCUGUUUUUUUGAUUACAGUCUAUAUUGGACAUUGGCUAUGAUCAACUACUAUGGCAGCCAAGAGGCAAACGUGGAGGUUCCGCCCUUCAUUACCGUCGAUGUAAAGGGAGGGGGCUACACGGCCGAAAUUUUUCGCGGCAUUGUGCAGGCUUUCGAGCCGCUCAGCCAGAAAUACAACAUCGAUGCGACGCCUUGCCUUCCGGUGCCGAAGCGUCCGAAUUUGAAGCGAUAUAUGGAAAUUGCAGGUAUUUGUUUGUUGGCUUGGAUUUUCCUCUUCUGUCAGCCUUACGGCCUGCGACUGCGACACGUUGUGAUGCGUCUGUAUUACCCAGCGGAGGCGCGGCAACGAGCUGCUUGGCUGUACAAUGAGAUACUGAUGAAGCGCAUGACAUUCUUCAAGCUGAUGAGACGGAAAGCGCGCGCAAAGUUUAAAAAUGAGCCCAAAUCUGAUCCAUAUACUUUUCUAGACUGGGUUAGAGCGAAGACCGCGAGCUGCUUUCUUUGCCGUUUUAUACUCGGACAUCGUAAAAGUGAUACUUGCAUUUUGUGCGGAUUCCCCCUGAAAGAAGACAAAGUGGAAUGUUCAAAUCCUGGCUGCAAGGCGGUUUACUGUCAGAGUUGUUUUGACGAGUCCAAUAAAAAUUGUUGUAUAUGCAAAAGGCCGGUGGAAUACGGCGAUGACAGUGACAUCUCAGAGGAGAAGGAUUCCUCUGAUGACCCGAGCGCCGUACGUGAGCCGCGCGAAAGCGAUAAAUAUUGUAUUUGGGUACCCUAGUACUCAUCAAGCAGUAAAUGAAAUCGCACAACAAUUUCCACCAACUUUGGCCGAUUUGAAUUCUAUCUAAAUUUUAAAUGUAUUUCAUUAAGUGCAUCCACUACCAUUUACAGUACCACAGACUAUGGAAGACUGGCUACUGGCUACUGGCUACUGGUUAUUGGCCACUUUUGUGAAUUCCGCAUUGCAAACCAACUAUGGUCACAGUAGCCGCAAAACAACAGGAGAACCAACCGAUUUUGGCUAACUCACAGCUGCAAUAGAUACACUGGCGUAAGUUAUUCUGCGGUGCUUUCAUUCAACACCCCAAUCAAGACUCUGCCCAAAUAAGCAAAGUAAGCAAACGACCGCUCCUCGUCCCAAUUGGUUAGGAUGCUUUCUGCGUCGAGUUGGCGUAAAUGAAGCAAUGCUGCGGCUAAAGUUUCGAUCGGUGGAGCGUAGAUAUGAUCAGCAUCACAACGAGUAAAUGGACAAAUUGUUUGUUGUUUAAGGCACAGCUGCAGCUAGAAACGUCAUAUGCACUAUCGGAUUGACACAUGCACAUACAUGUACGUACAUACAUACUGUGUGAGCACCACCUUCCUCGCCCAGCCACCGCUCCAUCGAACCCAACGCGCAAUUCGAAAAACAUUUGAAAAUUGCUGACGAAUCGUAACUUUAGUCCACUGGCUGCUGGA
Molecule: messenger RNA, 2792 nt
Organism: Anastrepha ludens (Mexican fruit fly)
Lineage: Eukaryota; Metazoa; Arthropoda; Insecta; Diptera; Tephritidae
Product: DC-STAMP domain-containing protein 2
Exons: 12
Coding region: 1-2115 (704 amino acids)
Cellular component (GO): membrane
Source: RefSeq, a predicted model, not a curated record